AUGCCGGAUGUAGCUCCCUUGUGUUCCUUGGGGAGCCGAGCGACAGCACCAAAGCAGGGGGCCCCGCCAAGGUUGCCCGAGGUGCAUCCUGACAGCCGAUGGCAGUACUGUGCCAAGCAACGGAAGAUCCGGGAGGCCCCAAAGAUUGCGGCGCGGAAGAAGCUCUUGCAGUCCUUCUCUGCGAGGCUUGGCACUGGAGCUUCCGUGGUCCACAGUCGUAGUGCCGGGAAUCUAAGCCCAAUUCGCGAAGCCACGAGCAUCACGCCUCGUGGAUUCUCGUCCCCUGUCAAGGGAGCAGACUUCCACUGGAAGAAUACCAUGGGCUGCCUCCCGUUCGCGUGCCUGUAG
This is a messenger RNA of Cladocopium goreaui, 348 nucleotides long. The record is from the annotation of a GenBank genome assembly. NCBI's taxonomy places the organism in Eukaryota, Dinophyceae, Suessiales, Symbiodiniaceae.